AUGCAUAUCAAAAAUAAUGGAAGUCAAAUUUCUUUAUAUUAAAGUCCUUCUCGAAUCAUUAAAGAAGUUUCAGAGGUUUCUAAAGAAUCAGCUAAUAGGAAGGUUUUGGAGAGGAGAAUUAAUGAGUUGGAAAUGAAAUUGAAAUAAUAGGAACAUGUUAUUUAGAGAUAAUAAUCUUAAUUAGAAGAAGCUACAUAAGAAACAUUAUAAAUAGGUAGAUAAUUUUAAGAUGCACUUAAUGAUGUUAGAUAGAUGCGUAUACUUGGAGAAAAGAAAGAUUAAUAAAUUGGAAUGUUGUUGGAAGAAAAUGAUAAAGUAGUAUAAUUAUUAGAGAUCUAAAGAAAUAAUUAAUCAAUGGAUAUGACAGAUACUAUUUAAAAAUUAGAAUAAUAAAUAAAAGAUCGUUUUAUUUGUGAAAAAAGAUUAAAUGAUGAAAUCUAAUAAUACAAAAUUAAAGUAAUCAAUUAAAGUUAAACAUUAGUUACAUUAAUAUGAAGAUUAAAUCAAAGAUAAAAAUCAUCUUAUAGAAGAAUUAAAAGAUAAAUUAACACAUCUAGAAAAACAAUGUUCAACUGAUAUUUCAUUAGGUGUUCUUGCAAAUAAGAGAGGAACUGAGAUUGAAAUUUUAACUUUACAUAAUAGUGAACUAUAAUCUAAGAUAUAAGACUUAACACGUAAAAUACAGUUACUAUUGGAGGAAAACUCUAAUUUAUAGAAAGCAAUAGGAAUAGAGAAGAAUAAGGAAAAUGAAGCUAAAGUUUAUUAAGAAGAUAAGUUUUAAUAAAAGAUUAAAAUAAUAAAUGAAAAUCAUUAGAUAGAUGUGUAAAAAUUAAAGGAAUAACAUAAAUAGGAAAUUUAAGAAAAAAUAGACAUUAUUAAUAAUUUAAAGGCAACUUAAAAUCUAUAUAAUUCAAGUAAAAAAUUUGUUGAUGAAUUGAAAUCAGCCAGAAAUUCUAUUUAAAAUAAUUAAUCUGAAAUGUCAAAAUAUAAGUCGCUUUAAGGAUAAACUGAUGAUAUUAAUUAAGAAUAUGAAAAAUUGCUAAAGAAAAAUAAUUAAUUGAGUGAAUAGAAUUUUUUAUUAUAAUAGAGAAUAAGAAAAGAUGAAAUUAAUAAUAAAGGAAAAAUGUAAUAAUUAGAAAAGGCUAAUGAAAAAUUAUUGGAAACACAAUAAAUUAAUGAAUCAAAAGUAGAAGAAUUAUAAUAAUAAUUGAAAUAACUACCAACAAGAUUAAGGGAGAAAAGUGUAGAUGAUUUAAAAUUAAGAGUGGAAUAAACUAAAUUAACUGAAUUAGAUAAUAAAAUUAAGAAAUUAUAAGAAAAGAUUGAUUUAUAGAAUUUAGAAAUUAAAGAGAAGAAUUAAAAAAUUAAUUAAUUAUAAGAAUAAGUGAAAUAGGUUAUUUAUGAGAAAGAUAAUGAGAUUUAAUAGAAUAAAUUGGAAUGUGCCUAAGAAGUCAAAUAAGUUUAAGAUUAAAUGAAAAUUGAAUUAUAGAAUUAACAAAAAUAAUUUAAUGAAGGUUAGAAACCUUUUCAAGAAUAGAUAAAGACUUUAUCAAUUGAAUAAUAGAAGUUGAAAUCUUAAGCAUAAAGAUAUUAGAAUGAGAUUAAAACAUUAGAAAAUAGAAUUGCAAGUAUUAAUAGUUAUAAUAUAGAUUUGCUAAUUGAAAAUGAAUAGGUUAGAACUUAAAUGGAGAAACUUAAAAUUAUGAAUGAGAAUUUAGUGAAGGAUAAAUAAUGUUAGGAAAUUAAGAUUUAAGAGAAUUUGAGAGAGAUUGAAAUUUGGAAAGAUAAAUAUGUGAAGAGUGUAUAAAAUGGUGAAAAGUAAAAUGAGAGAGUUUAAAAGGAAUUAGCAAAAAUAGAAAGUAUUUGAAUGUAAUUAAGAAAAUUUAAGGUUUAAAGGAAUAGAUCAAUAAAUUGAAUGAGCAAUUAGAAUAGAUAAUUGAGUAAAACAAUAUUUUAGAGGAAUAAUUAUAGAAAGCAUAAUAAGAGUCUCGAAAUCUUAGAAAUCAAUUAGUGGAUGGUGUAAGAAGAGAGAGUGGUUCAGGAAAUAAAUCUAAUGGGUUUGUUAAACAUAAAGCAUGA
This is a messenger RNA of Paramecium pentaurelia, 2079 nucleotides long. Lineage: Eukaryota; Ciliophora; Oligohymenophorea; Peniculida; Parameciidae. The record is from the annotation of a GenBank genome assembly.